AUGCAGUUCGCUCUCACCGCCAUUCUCAGCCUCGCUGCUACUGUGGCUGCGUUGCCACCUGUUGGCCCCUCUGCAGGUGGUGUUGGUAACGCCAAUGGCGUCGGUAACAAGGGAAAUACCCAGAUUCGAUUCCCUGUUCCCGAGAACAUGACUGUCAAGCAGGCCCAGGCUAAAUGUGGCGACCAAGCACAGCUCUCCUGCUGUAAUCAUGCGACCUACGCUGGAGACACUACUGAUGUCAACGACGGCAUUCUUGCCGGUACUCUUAGCCAUCUUGUCGGUACUGGUUCGGGAGCUAGCGGUCUUGGUCUCUUCGACCAGUGCUCACAGCUUGAUGCACAAGUUCCACUCAUCUUCGCUCUUGGCGUGCAAGACUUGAUUAAGAAGCACUGCCAGCAGAACAUUGCCUGCUGCCAGAAUUCGCCCUCCAGUGCGAGCGGAGAUUUGAUUGGUCUGGGACUGCCGUGUGUGGCUGUCGGAGCUCUAAUCUAG
Molecule: messenger RNA, 492 nt
Organism: Penicillium daleae
Lineage: Eukaryota; Fungi; Ascomycota; Eurotiomycetes; Eurotiales; Aspergillaceae
Product: hydrophobin family protein
Exons: 3
Coding region: 1-492 (163 amino acids)
Cellular component (GO): fungal-type cell wall
Molecular function (GO): structural constituent of cell wall
Source: RefSeq, a predicted model, not a curated record